AUGUUCCACUCAACAUCUACUGUUGGUAUCAAUGGGUCUAAAAAUAUGGACUUUGUCAGCAAUAACCUAAGGGGUAUUCUAAAGAAAGUGGAUGCUAUACCCAACUUGAAUGAACUGAACAGUUAUAUUGGAAAAAUACGCAGGGAUGUUAUCGAGGAGGGCUACACUGCCCACUUGACCACUGCCGGGGUGAUAGGGGAUGUUUUCCCGGACGGGAGAGAAACUAAAGAAAUACUGGACAUUGCCGCCGGGACCGGGCUCGUUGCUGAUGAGCUGAAGAAGAUGGGAUUUCGUUUGAUCGACGCCCUUGAACCUUCUAAAGGAAUGCUAGAGCUGGCUGUAAAGAAAUACCGCAAUGUGUUCAACCAAGGACUGUCCAAAGACCCUUUACCUUUCCCCUCCGAUAAAUAUGACGCCAUUACUAUCUGCGGUUGGCAUGGAAGCGCCGGUCCCCUCGCAGACUCGCUAUCGGAAAUGACCCGAGUCGUCAAGCCAGGUGGCUACAUAUGUAUUGUGACGAGGAUGCACUACGUUCAGAACCUUGACGACUACAAGGAGACAUUCCUACCCGAGUGUAUAAAGUUGGAGGCGGACGGCAAGUGGAAACAGUUGGAGUUUAAAGGAUUCAUGGGCUACCCUUUCAACAACGAGGGCGUCAAGAUGGUGUUCAGGGUCUGCUAAAGGAUAUCUACAACGUACAAAUGACUGAUUCGUCCAUUCUAUUGUAAAUGUUUCAAAGACUUCUUUUAUAACCGUUGCAGCAAUACUAAUAUUGCGAUGCCCCACUCCUUCUUUAGCUAUUUUGUAAGUGUAUGGAGCUUGAUGGUUUAAUCGAGAUUCCUUUUUGGGUAUUAUGUGAAACAAAUCCUUUUAUCAACAACAUUGUUUUGCUAAAUUGUCGCAAACACUAUUUUCAAAUAACAAAUCAGAUAAAUUUGGUGUUGAAUGAUAUUUUGUUCCUUUUGAACGUCAUUUUGGAUAAUUCUACCUCUUAUUUGUCCGUGACAAAACGUGAAAGUAUUCGCUAUUGAAAAUCGAUGUGGCGACGACAAUGAAAAUUAUAAUAUGAAUCGUUUUGAAAUUUGAACCUUGAAUAAAGGCAAACUGAUAUCAGAACAAGGAAACAUAUAGAGGGUUUGUAAACAACAUUCUUAUAGAAAUGGACUUAAUGUCUUACGACGUACUGGAAUUGUAAAUGCCAAGUUUCAAUUAAUCUGAACUUAAUUAGGUACCAAUUCCACAUUAUAUUACAUUCAGGUUUAGUAUUAUUUAUGGUUAUUUUGAUUCUAUAAUCAGAUCCAACCUAAUCACGUCUGUAAGGAACUCAAUCUUCUACAAGUAAGAAUGCUACAGUAGGUGUUCAUAUCAUUGAUUGUACCUGGUGUGAAUAAGAGAAGAUGACACUUUUCAUAUAUUAUUACAAAUAUCGAAGAUGAACACCGUAUUAGAUAUUUUUUUCUUGAUUUGUCCAAAGACUGCCCCUGCUGUGGCCUUGGUUGAUAAAGCAUUGCGCUUUCCUGAGGGAGAGGCACGCUCUCGCAUAUGGCGGUUUUGGGGCAGAGGUGACCCAUAUUCUCAGGUUGUCCUAUUCGAGCGAUUGUCUCCGAUGAGUUGUUCUGUAGUGUCUCUCUGUGUAAGGAGAAUGUUCUCGUAUGUUUUAUUGCCCAUGUCAAUACCAUGGUAUUGCCCAUGUCAAUACCAUGGUUGUGUGUAAUGUUCAUGUUCUGUCUAACCGUAUCCUAUGUAAUUGGAAUAAAGUUAAAAUUGAACUAA
Mizuhopecten yessoensis (Yesso scallop) is the source of this 1773-nucleotide messenger RNA. Its product is annotated as Williams-Beuren syndrome chromosomal region 27 protein-like. The coding region runs from base 1 to 681 and encodes 226 amino acids. NCBI's taxonomy places the organism in Eukaryota, Metazoa, Mollusca, Bivalvia, Pectinida, Pectinidae. The record is from RefSeq and is a predicted model, not a curated record. Gene Ontology annotation, molecular function: S-adenosylmethionine-dependent methyltransferase activity. The transcript has 5 exons.